Molecule: messenger RNA, 2390 nt
Organism: Cuscuta europaea
Lineage: Eukaryota; Viridiplantae; Streptophyta; Magnoliopsida; Solanales; Convolvulaceae
Source: the annotation of a GenBank genome assembly
CACUCGUGCAAUACAUGCUACCUAUUUAAUUAAUAGGAUGCCAUCAAAAACUCUAGGAUUUAAAACUCCUAUUGAUACUCUUCAAGCCAGUUCUGAAACUAGGCUCAUUAAUUCUCUUCCCAUAAAAAUUUUUGGCUGCACAGUUUUUAUUACCAACCCUGACAGAACUGCAAGCAAAUUUGAUCCUAGAGGCAAAAAAUGUGUUUUCUUAGGACUAUCUUCAACUCAGAAAGGCUAUAAAUGUUUUGACCCUAUAACAAAAAAGAUGUUUAUAACUAUGAACACUGUUUUUGUAGAAAAUCAACCUUUUUUUGGUACUCAUCUUCAGGGGGAGAUUCCUAAUGAAGAUGGUGAUAAUGUGUCACAUAUCCAUGAAAAACUUGAAUCUCUUGACAUUAAUCUAGAUGCACAAUAUAAUAGACAGUUAGAUGCACUAGAAAAUAGUCAAGAGUCAAAAGAAAAUGAAAUAAAUUUUUCUGAAACAAGGAAAGAUGAUGAACAGCAGACAAGUAAGUUUUUUGGCAAGGUUUAUGAAAGGAGAGUUCCAAAUCACAGAAUAGAGGACAUCCCUGAUCCUGCCACUGCCCAUGAAUCUGACUCAAUGUCAGAAAAUGACAAAGGAAGCUCUAUCUAUACCUGAGUGGAAGAAGGCAGUUUUAGAAGAAAUGAAUGCUCUUGAAAAGAAUCAGACAUGGCAGGCUGUAGAAGUACCCAAAAACAAACCAAGGGUGGGAUGCAAAUGGGUAUUUACCCCUAAAUUCAAGGCAGAUGGUACACUUGAAAGAUAUAAGGCCAGAUUGGUUGCCAAAGGAUACACACAAACCUAUGGCAUAGAUUAUACAGAAACUUUUGCUCCAGUUGCAAAAUUAAAUACUAUAAGGAUCCUACUAUCUCUAGCUGCUAACCUAGACUGGCCUCUUCAACAGUUAGAUGUGAAGAAUGCUUUCUUAAAUGGGAAGCUUGAAGAGGAAGUAUACAUGAGCCCCCCUCCUGGGUUUGAGGAACAAUAUGGCUCAAAGGUGUGCAAGCUGGAGAAAGCCUUAUAUGGACUUAAACAGUCCCCAAGGGCUUGGUUUGAAAGGUUUACUCAAUUCAUAAAGAAGCAGGGAUUCAAGCAAGCCCAAGCAGACCAUACACUAUUCAUGAAAUUCUCCAUUAAGGGAGAGAUUGCAGUACUAAUUGUUUAUGUGGAUGAUAUAAUUCUUACAGGAAACUAUUGUAAAGAGAUUGAAGACCUGAAGAAGAAGCUUGCUCAGGAAUUUGAGAUCAAAGACCUGGGAGAAUUGAAGUACUUUCUUGGCAUGGAGAUAGCCAGAUCACAGAAGGGAAUUGUGGUAUCCCAGAGGAAGUAUGUACUAGACCUACUCCAUGAAACAGGUAUGAGUGCCUGCAGACCAAUAGAUACUCCAAUUGACCCUAAUCAAAAGUUAGGAAAUGUCAAGGAAGGAGUACCAGUUAAUAUUCACCAAUAUCAAAGAUUGGUGGGAAGGUUGAUUUAUCUGGCACAUACAAGGCCAGAUAUUGCCUUUGCAGUCAGUAUGGUUAGUCAAUUCAUGCAUAAUCCAUUCCAGGAACAUCUAGAUGCUACCUACAGAAUCCUAAGAUAUUUGAAAAGCUGUCCAGGGAAAGGAUUAUUUUUUAAAAGAAGUGACAAUAGAAAUGCAGAAGCCUUUACAGAUGCAGAUUAUGCUGGUUCAAUAACUGAUAGAAGGUCUACAUCUGGGUAUUGUACUUAUGUAUGGGGGAAUCUGGUGACUUGGAGGAGUAAGAAGCAGAAUGUAGUUGCUGGAAGUAGUGCAGAAUCUGAAUUUAGAUCUAUGGACUAUGGCUAAUGGAAUCUGUGAACUACUUUGGAUCAAGAGAAUGAUGUCAGAAUUGAAUAUGGAAAUGGAACUACCUAUGAAGUUAUAUUGUGACAAUAAAGCAGCCAUUAAUAUUGCUCACAAUCCUGUGCUACAUGAUCGUACUAAACACAUUGAAGUGGACAGGCAUUUUAUCAAAGAGAAGAUUGAAGCUGGAAUUGUGUGCACACCAUUCAUAUCUACCAAAGAACAAACAGCUGAUAUCUUUACAAAGGGGCUGUUUAAACCAGUGUUUGAAUUUCUUAUAAGCAAGUUGGGAAUGUAUGAUAUAUACUUACCAACUUGAGGGGGAGUGUAGAAAAAUGUAGCAUAUACAUGUUAUUUUUAUUAUUUGUACAUCCGGGACUGUAUAGAUAGGAAUUAGAGUUGAUAUAGGUCUCUAAUUCUUAGAUUAGCUCGCAGAUUAGAUAGAAUAGAUAGAUCCUAAUUUUUAGGAUCUGUAACAACUUUAGUUUAUCUGUAACUUGUAUAUAUAUCAUUGCCGGAUGGCUCAAUAAUACACAAGGAAGAUUAAUUCUUCAAACUUAC